GGUAAACUGCCCCUGGGCGUGGCCAUCGACAGCCCGGGCUGGGGAACUCGAGGUUAUCAUCUGGAUGUCGGCCGUCACUAUUACCCCACAUCAUUCCUGACCGAGAUGUGUAACUGGAUGUCCUUUUACAAGCAAAACACUUUUCACAUCCACAUGUCAGACAACUUGUACAACAACGUCAGAAUCUACUCCCUAGAACGGCAAAUGGAGUUAUACGCUGCCUUUCGGCCAUGGUCUGACGAUCCUGCUUUGGAUGGUCUGAACAAGCGCCAGAACGAGUCAUAUACCAGAGAGCAGUUUGACAAGUUACAGCGCAGCUGCGCCGCAAGAGGAGUGACCAUCAUUCCGGAGAUCGAGGCACCUGGACAUGCUUUGGUCAUCAGCCAGUGGAAACCAGAGCUGGCCAUUGAUACGAGUAUCGACUUGCUCAACAUCUCGUAUCCGGACACUAUACCUACGAUGAAGACGAUCUGGAAGACCUUAUUGCCAUGGUUCCACUCCAAGGUUGUGCAUAUUGGUGCGGAUGAAUAUGUCGAUCCUGUCCUUACUAAGGACGCCCUCGUCUCAUACUACAAUGACUUUGUGAUCACCCUGAAUGACUUCAUUCAAGAAGAGUCGGGCAAGCAGAUUCGUAUCUGGGGAACUUUCCCACCGAAAGACAACUACACAAACAACAUCCCUCAAGACGUCGCCAUUCAGCACUGGGCGCAAUUUGAGGACAACCCAUACUUUGACUACAUUGAAAACGGAUACAACGUUAUCAACUCUGACGACUCCUUCUACAUUGUCCAAAAGUACUCCGUGCCCUACCCGCAGCAGCUCAACAAGACUCGCAUAUUCCACGGCAAUCCCGGGGACGGCGGCCCGUGGUCUCCAAACAUCUUUGAUGUCAACAAUGCUACCAACAAUCCACCGCGCACCUCUCCCUUUGUCCUAGGCCACCUCGCUGCGCAGUGGAACGACUAUGGACCAAACACUUCUACCUACCUCGAAGCCUACCACCCCUGGCGAUACUAUGGCGCAGCACUGGCUGACAAGCAAUGGGGCGGGGACAUCACCGAGGAGGAGUACGAUUUGGUCUUCCCGAUUCUCCAGGCGGCAGCGCCUGCCCAGAACCUCGAUCGUAGCUUGAAGUCCCAGGGAUCUACGAUACUGGAAUAUAAGUUUGCCGAUGGUUUCGCGAAGCCCGCAGCACGCGGUGUGGAUGUCAAGAGGGCUUCUGAAGUCGCCGUCGAGGACUUAUCAGGCAACGCCUACCACGCAACAACAUCCUGCGGUUUCUCAGCGGUCGACGAUGGUCAUCACACUCCAGCCCUUAGCAUCACGAAUGAAUGUAGUGUAAACACACCUCUGACGUCAAAGGGCAACGACUACACCUUGUCCUUCGCCAUCAGACAACUCCCAUCAUCUAAACCGGGACCGAUCUUUACCGGACCAGACAGCGAGCUGUGGUCUGGCAACGGAACCUCGACGCAGAUCAUGGUUGUAUCUGCGGGGAACGCCUUUGCGCUGAAUUACAGCCUCCCAGUCGGGGAGUGGGUCAAUGCGAGCUUGAUUGGCCGCGGCAACCAGACUUUCUUCUCGGUCGCGACGCAGGACGGCGGGGACGGAGAGGAGAUGGAGUUCACGACGACAAUUGGGAUCAACGGUGAAUCUUUUGCCUGAGCGAGGAUGGCGUUUGUUGCGCCGCUGCAGGUGAUUGGUGGAGGAAACUGGGAGGGGGAGCUGCGGAGCGUCAAGUUGGUUGACCAUGCUUGAUGCCUGUUGGAAAGAGACACCGGUUGACUGGACUGUGGUAGAGGAGGUCCAAGGGAACAAUAGCAUUCUCCGCUAGGUAUGAAGCAUAAGCAUGCUUCAUAGAAGUCUUAAUGCAGGCUUUUCCUUUUGGUUUCCAUGCACCGUUGCAGGACUGAUGUCGACAUCAGAUUCUGCCUCAAUUCUAAAAGACUAGGCGUGGAUGAUUUGUACCGCGGUUUGAGCAA
Messenger RNA from Microdochium trichocladiopsis, 1982 nucleotides. RefSeq names its product glycoside hydrolase superfamily. The transcript is spliced from 6 exons. Gene Ontology annotation, molecular function: beta-N-acetylhexosaminidase activity. The record is from RefSeq and is a predicted model, not a curated record. Gene Ontology annotation, biological process: carbohydrate metabolic process. The coding region runs from base 106 to 1665 and encodes 519 amino acids. NCBI's taxonomy places the organism in Eukaryota, Fungi, Ascomycota, Sordariomycetes, Xylariales, Microdochiaceae.